UUUAACAGCUCUUAGCAACGCCCCUGCUUUGACCCUCCUCAUCUGUGAGGAAAAUCAAAUCAAUACACCCUUCUUCAAAUCACGAUGCUUCCACAGCAGCAGUGCCAGGAGCAGCAGAGCCUUAGAGCAGCCUUCGUCUUAUCUUAAUUCUUACCAACAUUGCUCGCUUCGAUGGUCCCCACAUCGCCGGACCUUGCUCAUUGCUGAGAAAACCUUCACCUGCAUCACUGAAAGGAUUGCUUAAGUUUUCCUAGAUGGCCAACAGAGGACCGAGUUAUGGCUUGAGCCGAGAAGUCCAGGAGAAGAUUGAACAGAAAUAUGACCCAGAACUGGAGAGUCGGCUGGUGGAUUGGAUUAUUAUACAGUGUGGUGAAAAUACAGAGCAACCCCCUCCUGGAAGACAAAAUUUUCAGAAAUGGUUAAUGGAUGGAACACUGCUGUGCAAGUUAAUAAACAGUUUACAUCCCAAGGGGAAAGAACCCAUUCCAAAGAUCACUGAAUCAAAGAUGGCUUUCAAGCAAAUGGAGCAAAUUUCUCAGUUUUUGAAAGCUGCAGAAAUCUAUGGAGUAAGAACAACAGAUAUUUUCCAGACAGUGGAUUUAUGGGAAGGGAAGGAUAUGGCUGCUGUACAAAGAACUUUACUGGCUUUGGGCAGUGAAGCUGUCACUAGGGAUGAUGGAUGUUACAGAGGAGAUCCAUCCUUGUUUCACAGGAAAGCACAGAAGAACCGGCGAGGGUUUUCAGAAGAGCAACUUCGCCAAGGACAGAAUGUCAUUGGCCUCCAAAUGGGAAGCAACAAAGGAGCAUCCCAGUCAGGGAUGACGGGAUACGGCAUGCCAAGACAGAUCAUAUAGGUCAAUUUCCACCACACACACACACUCAAACACACACACACACACACACACACACUGCAGCAUGGCCUGGCUGGAAAAAACAUAGCUAGUUACCGCUCAUACUAAAAUCUGCUUCUAAGUUUUCCAUUUUUACAUUUUUGGAUCCCCCCCACCUUUCAACCUAAACUGUGGAUCUGUGUGCUUGUUGCGUGCCAAUUCACACAGCACACUGGUGCCACAUGAUGUUCAUUUUUGAACUAUGCAAAGACUCAGUUUUUCUGUAUUUAUUUGCGAUUUGUUACCUUCUGUACUUGUGUCUUAUUGAACUUGCUCUUGCACCUCAAUUAUCUUGUUCUUCACUCCACUUAUGAUAUACUUUCUUCUAAAAAUAAAGUCAAGUUGUAAACAAAAA
Molecule: messenger RNA, 1245 nt
Organism: Hemicordylus capensis (graceful crag lizard)
Lineage: Eukaryota; Metazoa; Chordata; Lepidosauria; Squamata; Cordylidae
Gene: TAGLN3
Product: transgelin 3
Exons: 5
Coding region: 255-854 (199 amino acids)
Molecular function (GO): protein binding
Source: RefSeq, a predicted model, not a curated record